GCGCGCGCCCGCGCUCUCGCACACUGCCUGCUCUCGCACACUCCCUACUCCCGCAGUCCUCUUUCUGCAGCAGAUUUUGCGUCAACUCGCUGCCGUGCGCCCGACGUGCAGUAACGCCAGCCAGCCCCGCGCCAGCCAGCAGAUCAUCGCCGUUUCGGACCUCAAGACUCUAAAAAUGGCAGAGCAACUUUCCCCAGGAAAGGCGACAGACCAGGUGUGCACCUUUCUUUUCAAAAAGCCUGGGCGAAAAGUGGCUGCAGGCCGCAGAAAGCGCCCGAUCUGCAACCAGGAGUCCGGAGACAGCAGCAGCAGCAGUGACGAAGGGAACACUGUGGUUCGCCCGGAAAAGAAGCGAGCGGUCCACAAUCCGAUGAUCCAGAAGACCCGUGGCAGUGGUAAACAGAAGGUGGCAUACGGCGACCUGAGCAGCGAGGAGGAGGAGGAGAACAAACCCGAGAGUCUCGGCGUGGUCUAUAAGUCCACUCGCUCGGCGAAGCCCGUGGGGCCGGAAGAUAUGGGGGCGACUGCUGUCUACGAGCUAGACACAGAGAAGGAGCGUGACGCACAAGCCAUCUUUGAGCGCAGCCAGAAGAUCCAGGAGGAGCUGAGGGGCAAGGAGGAUGACAAGAUCUAUCGGGGAAUCAAUAAUUAUCAGAAAUACAUGAAACCCAAGGAUACGUCUAUGGGCAAUGCUUCCUCCGGAAUGGUGAGGAAGGGCCCCAUCCGAGCUCCCGAGCAUCUGCGGGCCACCGUGCGCUGGGAUUACCAGCCCGACAUUUGUAAAGACUACAAGGAGACUGGCUUUUGUGGCUUCGGAGACAGCUGUAAAUUCCUCCAUGACCGUUCAGAUUACAAGCACGGGUGGCAGAUCGAACGCGAGCUUGAUGAGGGUCGCUAUGGCGUCUAUGAGGACGAAAACUAUGAAGUGGGAAGCGAUGAGGAGGAAAUACCAUUCAAGUGUUUCAUCUGUCGCCAGACCUUCCAAAACCCAGUUGUCACCAAGUGCAGGCAUUAUUUCUGCGAGCGCUGCGCGCUGCAGCAUUUCCGCACCAGCCCGCGCUGCUAUGUCUGUGACCAGCAGACCAAUGGCGUCUUCAAUCCGGCGAAAGAAUUGAUUGCUAAACUGGAGAAGCACCGAGCUGCAGAAGAGGGUGGUGCUUCCGAUUUCCCAGAAGACCCCGAUGAGGAUCCAGUUCCCAUUACUUAAAUUUCCCCAUUAUUCUCAAAUCUCAAAAUAAACGUUUUGUUGUUUUGGAAAUCUUAA
Messenger RNA from Dama dama (fallow deer), 1264 nucleotides. RefSeq names its product ring finger protein 113A (gene RNF113A). The transcript has a single exon. NCBI's taxonomy places the organism in Eukaryota, Metazoa, Chordata, Mammalia, Artiodactyla, Cervidae. Gene Ontology annotation, biological process: snoRNA splicing. Gene Ontology annotation, cellular component: U2-type spliceosomal complex. The record is from RefSeq and is a predicted model, not a curated record. Gene Ontology annotation, molecular function: metal ion binding. The coding region runs from base 176 to 1207 and encodes 343 amino acids.